This is a messenger RNA of Kogia breviceps (pygmy sperm whale), 3530 nucleotides long. It is a transcript of the gene TRMT1L, whose product is annotated as tRNA methyltransferase 1 like. Gene Ontology annotation, cellular component: nucleus. Gene Ontology annotation, molecular function: RNA binding; tRNA (guanine(10)-N2)-methyltransferase activity. Gene Ontology annotation, biological process: tRNA N2-guanine methylation. The record is from RefSeq and is a predicted model, not a curated record. Lineage: Eukaryota; Metazoa; Chordata; Mammalia; Artiodactyla; Physeteridae.
ACCUCAUUGGACGCCGUCCCCAGCCCGCUCCUGCGCAGUCUGGGCUGGCGUCGUAACGUCUCGGGGAAAAGGAAGCGGACGGGACCGCGAAUCGCUGUCUGUUGUUUUUUAUUUUUCUGCUGACUGGAUUUGGUCACUGGUUCUUCGUCUUUUGUCUGUUGCACGCAUCCCGCCCUCCCCAUUUGCUUCCCCACUCCUCGGAUCCGGCCCUCUGGGCUUUCACGCCAGUUGUCUCACCCCGCCGUGAGCCCCUCCUGGUCCCCGGUCGGGCCUGGCACGGAGGCGGUAACUAUGGAGAAUAUGGCGGAGGAGGAGCUGCUGCCCCAGGAGAAGGAGGAGGAGGAGGAGGUGGAAGUGGCCCAGGUCCAGGUCCCGACCCCGGCCCCGGACUCGGCUCGGGUCCCAGCUCCGGCCCCGGAUUCGGCUCCGGCCUCGGCCCCGACUCCGGCCACGGCUCCAGUCCCAGCCCCUGCCCUGGCCCAGGCUCCGACCCUGUCCCCGUCCCUAGCCUCUGCCCCUGAUGAGGCUGAAAGCAAGAGACACAUCUCAAUUCAAAGGCAGCUUGCUGAUCUAGAGAAGUUAGCUUUCGUAACUGAAGGGGAUUUUGACUCUGCCAGUUCACUGAACUCAGAUAAUCUUGAUGCAGGAAACAAACAGGCUUGUCCAUUGUGCCCCAAGGAAAAAUUCAGAGCUUGUAAUAGUCAUAAGCUUCAUCGUCACCUUCAAAAUUUACACUGGAAAGUCUCAGUUGAAUUUGAAGGUUACAGGAUGUGCAUCUGUCACUUACCUUGUCGACCAGUGAAACCAAACAUUAUUGGAGAACAGAUAUCCAGUAAAAUGGGAGCCCAUUAUCAUUGUAUUAUUUGUUCAGCAACAAUCACCAGAAGGACGGAUAUGCUAGGACAUGUUAGGCGCCAUGUGAAUAAAGGAGAGACUAAAUCCACGUAUAUUGCUGCUUCUGCUGCCAAACCACCUAAUGAAAUUUUGAAAGAGGCAGACACAGAUGUACAAGUUUGUCCCAACUAUUCUGUACCGCAGAAAACAGAUUCCUAUUUUAAUCCCAAAAUGAAACUAAAUCGGCAGCUAAUAUUCUGUACACUGGCUGCUUUGGCUAAGGAACGAAAACCUUUGGAAUGUCUAGAUGCCUUUGGAGCUACUGGGAUAAUGGGAUUACAAUGGGCAAAACACCUUGGAAAUGCAGUCCAGGUUACAAUUAAUGAUUUGAAUGAAAACUCUGUGACGUUGAUUCAGGAGAACUGCCAUUUAAACAAAUUGAAAGUGGUGGUGGACAGUAAGGAAAAGGAAGAGAGCGAUGAUAUUCCUGAAGAAGGAGAGGAAAACUUUGGUAAUAUUAAGGUGACCAAAAUGGAUGCCAAUGUACUGAUGCAUUUGAGAUCUUUUGAUUUCAUACACCUAGAUCCUUUUGGAACAUCUGUGAACUAUCUUGAUUCUGCAUUCAGAAACAUAAGAAACCUUGGCAUAGUGUCAGUGACUUCUACAGAUAUCAGUUCUUUAUAUGCCAAGGCACAACAUGUUGCCCGGCGUCACUACGGCUGUAACAUUGUCCGAACUGAAUAUUACAAGGAGCUAGCAGCCAGAAUUGUUGUAGCUGCAGUGGCAAGAGCUGCAGCCCGAUGUAACAAAGGCAUAGAAGUACUGUUUGCAGUGGCUCUGGAACAUUUUGUAUUGGUUGUUGUGAGAGUUUUGAGGGGGCCUACUUCCGCAGAUGAAACAGCCAAGAAGAUUCAGUACCUAAUCCAUUGUCAGUGGUGUGAAGAGAGAAUUUUUCAGAAGGAUGGUAAUAUGGUAGAAGAAAACCCAUAUAGACAGCUACCCUGUAACUGUCAUGGAAGCAUGCCUGGAAAGACAGCAAUCGAACUUGGACCUCUAUGGUCAAGUUCUCUUUUCAAUACUGGAUUCCUCAAAAGAAUGCUAUUUGAAUCUCUUCACCAUGGUUUAGAUGACAUUCAGACCCUAAUAAAGACAUUAAUCUUUGAGUCAGAGUGUACUCCUCAAAGUCAGUUUUCAGUUCAUGCACCUUCAAAUCUCAACAAGCAAGAAGAAUAUGGUGUAUUUAUUAAAACUACAGAUGAAACCACAACAGAUAAUUACAUUACACAAGGAAAGAGAAGAAGUAACGAAACAACCACAAAUUUAGCCAAGAGGCAAAAGACUGAUGUCAGUACUGAACAUCCUCCCUUUUAUUACAACAUCCAUAGACACAGCAUUAAAGGAAUGAAUAUGCCAAAGUUAAAAAAGUUUUUGUGCUGUCUUUCUCAAGCAGGCUUUCGAGUAAGCCGAACUCAUUUUGACCCGAUGGGUGUCCGUACAGAUGCACCUCUAAUGCAGUUUAAGUCUAUCCUUUUAAAGUACAGCACCCCCACCUACACUGGAGGACAGUCAGAGGGCCAUGUCCAACCAGCAUCCGAAGAUACAGUAGCCGACAGAGUUGAAAUGUCAGUGAAUGACAAAGCAGAAGCAAGUGGAUGCAGAAGAUGGUAAAUGUAAAAGAAGUUUGUUCCCAGAUGUCUGUGUUGAUGGCCUAAUAGUUCUCUAUAUCAACUGUAGUGCUUUUUCUAUUCUUUCAAUUCAGUUGUGUAAAAAUAAAAAAAAAACAGUGCUGUUUUCAUUCAGAAAAUUAGCAGUUUCUAACUUAGCUGGUUUGGGAGCUAUGCUUUCCAAGUUUUUCUUAUUUUAAAGAAAGCUUAAAAUUUUAAUGAAAACAUUUCAUGUGAAGCCAAGUUUGUGACUGAGAUCACCCUACUGUUUAACACUCAGAAAAUUUUCACAUGAAAAGGGUUUGGAAUUUUAUGUAUGUUAUGGAAGCCAUCCUUUACUAUACUUAAUCACAUCUCUACUUAAACUGAUUCAUGAUGUUUAUGUUUUUCUGUUUGUAGUGUAUAAGAUGAAGCCAGAGCCUUUUAUUAAAAUGACCCUAAAUAGGAGGAACAAUGUCCUUUCAGGUCACUAAUAUAUUUUUUCACAGAUACAAGCUAAAAUAUAUUCCCAAUUUCAAGAAAUCAUACCUCUCCCCACAUUGAUCUUUCAUUACUAGCUUUUGAGAAAUUAAAUCAUUGCCUGAGAUAGAAAUACAUUUUCUUAUAAGUUUAAGGUCUAUAUGACUCAACUUCAGAGUAAGAUUUUGUUAAAGUAAAUUGAGACCACUGUUCUUAUAUAGUGAUUGUUCACAAGCACUAAAUUCUUUAGAGAGAUUUUGUUAUGAAUUAAACAAACUGGGUGAUCUCAAGUGCCUCAGUUAAUGCACGUACAAUAUUCAUUUGCUUGGCUGUCUACCUCUCAGGAGUAAAACUUGUCACCUUAUGACUUUAUGAAGUGAGGAUUUUCUUGUUUUUGGGGGGGUGGUUUGGCUUUUUUGUUGUUUUGCUUGUUUUUUGGUGUGUGUAUGUGCUAAUUUUUUGUACAAGUAGCUCAGGCUAACAUGACUAUGAAAAUUAGUUGGAAAAAAAUCUUGCUUCCAUUAAUAAAUAUUGUUCUUGCUUCAUUUGAAUGUAAGACUUUGGAUGAAAAGA